Prorocentrum cordatum is the source of this 1259-nucleotide messenger RNA. The record is from the annotation of a GenBank genome assembly. Lineage: Eukaryota; Dinophyceae; Prorocentrales; Prorocentraceae.
UUGGGCCCCGCAGCGCGCUUGCCCCGGCAGCUCGUAUGCCACGCGCGCUCACAGAGCAUUGGUCAGCAAUCCCGUUCACGUUUCACAGCCCGAGCAUACCCCCGCGAUUUCAGUCGACCGCAGAUGGCAGCCCGACUUGUGGUAGUUCGAGAAGGCAUUCUGGGAGCCAGCGCGCCGGACAAGCGGGACGAGAUUGUAGGGGUGGAGGUCAAGUUCUGGGUGGAGAACACCUUCGUCUGCGUGGCCGACCCAGACAAGAUACGGCUCCCCGAGAAGAGGUGCAGGUCACUCCCGCCCAGGAAGUCCGUGGAGCUGCGUGAAACUUCAGCGCCCCCUCGGAACGGCAACGCCGAGGUUCAGCACAUACGCAACCGAGGCAAGCGAUGCAAGUGGUGCCGAGGCCGCAAGGGGGACAGUUGCAGGUGCAUCUAUAAGGCCUCGUCGCAAGUAGCAAUGUGCAGCAUGCUUCGCAGUGGAUAGAAUAGGGUGUGAUCCAGCGCGUAGCUGUGGACUGAAUUACCGGAUGCCUGAUCGGACGUACGUUUAGUACGGUUCUUUUGAAGCUCGAGUCGCAACAAGGUCACCAUCAUCUAUGACGCUCUCCCAGUGCAGGCGCUCUCCCGAUGCCCUUCUGUGCCUGCGCCUGCUCUUCCUCCUCCACUGGCGCCCCUCUGCCCCCCUCCUCACCUCACUCGCCCGUUUGCAGCUCGUGUCUUUGGACACGGAGCACUUGCCCCACGACUCGCCCGUUUGCAGCUCGGAUUGGGCGCCUGCGCUCGGCGCGCGCCCCCGCUCUCCCACGCCCCGCUUUUUUCCCGGCGUGGGGUGCUGGUAUACGACCCGCGUCUCGACCGCCGGUCGCACGCCAGUUUCGGAAAACGGGGAGAUGUGGAGCAUAGUCCUAUGGUACUGAAAUAUCUGACGGGCCCGUGCGGAAGUGAUUGCGCCCUUCCGCCGUUCGUUGCCACGUGUGCUUGCAAGCGGCUUCGGAAGAUGUAACGAACUGGGGCUGACGGCAGACAGGUGUCUCGAAUUGUUUUCGACGACUUCGGCGGCCCAUCGGCAGCUGUAGUCGCAUCAAGAGUUGAUGCGUUGGGCGUGGAGUGCUCUGUCUGGCACAUGACGCGCGUUGCUAUGGCCACGUGCCGCGGACGGCGCACUGCAAAUGCCAUUGCAGGCGGCCAGUUGUAUCGCGAAUGUAUCGCGCCAGAGAUUUGUAUUGCGUUGCAUUGCGCGCAAGAAUCGAGCAAGAUAUUUAC